AUGGCUCAACAAUCAUCGAGGCUUAACCGCCUGCUCACUUUACUGGACACGGGUUCGACCCAAGGGACGAGGUUUACUGCAGCCAGGCAGAUAGGGGAAAUCGCCAAAACACAUCCUCAGGACCUGAACUCUUUGUUGAGCAAGGUGUCCCAAUAUCUGCGCAGUAAAAAGUGGGAUACCAGGGUUGCUGCAGCUCAUGCCAUCGGAGCUAUUGCUGAGAAUGUUAAACAUACAUCGCUGACUGAGCUCUCAAAUACUUUUGAAAUGAGAUUGUUAGAAGCUGGGAUUUCUGGGACCUUCACCGACAUUGUGACAUGGCCUAACCUCAAUCCUGAAAAUUCUGCAGGCACAUCAUUUAGAAGUUUUGAUCUAAACAAAGUGUUGGAUUUUGGCGCUUUGGUGGCAUCUGGUGGACAGGAGUACGAUAUUGCAAGUGAUAACAGCAAGAAUUCAAGGGAUAGAUUGGCUCGACAAAAGCAGAAUCUUCGGCGUCGAUUGGGGUUAGACGUGUGCGAGCAGUUCAUGGAUGUCAAUGAUAUGAUAAGAGAUGAAGACCUUCUCGUGCAAAAAAUUAAUUCCUCUGGCAAUGGAGUUUCCCUUCAGUAUAUUUCAUCCAGGCCUCUCCGUAAUAUCCAGCAACUUGUUACAAACAUGGUUCCUGCCUCCAGGUCUUGGAGGCCUAGUGCCAGGGAACUAAAUCUCUUGAAACGUAAAGCAAAAAAUAAUUCAAAGGAACAAAAGAAGGGGUGGUCAAAGGAUGGAGAUGCAGAGAUACCACAAUCACAAGAUAUGGUUCCUCCAAAGGGAACCAUGUCUAUAGACUCCCCAAGCUCGCAUAAGCAACUUGCAGAUGGUGUUUCUGAUGAAGACAUCUUCGAGAAUGAUGGAGACGGGGGAUGGCCUUUUCAAUUUUUGGUUGAACAACUCCUUGUUGAUAUGUUUGACCCGGUUUGGGAGGUUCGCCAUGGUAGUAUCAUGGCCCUGAGAGAGAUAUUGACCUAUCAAGGAGCUAGUGCAGGAAUUUUGACUGAAAUGAGCUGCAAGGCGUCGUCAAUUUCACAUUUGAAAGUUGAAGAUGACGAAAAUACAGUGAAGAGAGAGAGGGAACUUGAUUUGAAUCAACAUGUUUCGAUGGAAGAGUUGGAGCCAGUUUUGAAGAGACCAAAGUGGGAAAAUGUUUCAUGUCCAGAGACUGAUAUAACAACCUCUGCCUCUAGUGAUGGAGAUAUGGGCAUUUGUACAAAAGUUGAAGAUGGAGGAAACAUGCCUCUUAUGCAACUAAAUGGGGAAACUAAUGUUAGUUCCAUUAAGAUGGAACCUGAACCUCAUAUUCAUAGUGCAUGCCAUUCUAAUGUUCAUCUGACUGAGGAAAGGAUUUGUACUGAAGAAAAGGAUUCAAUGCAGAAGAAGAACGUACUCGAAAAUUUCGCUGAAAAUGCUGAGCUUAUGAACUUGGUUAAAAUGACUAGAAAUUCCUGGAUGAGAAAUUCUGAAUUUCUGCAAGAUUGUGCAAUUCGUUUCUUGUGUGUCUUGUCCUUGGACCGUUUUGGAGACUAUGUCUCUGAUCAGGUUGUUGCACCAGUCAGGGAAACCUGUGCGCAAGCUUUGGGUGCUGUGCUCAAGUACAUGCACCCUACAUCAGUUAAGGAGACAUUGAAUAUUCUGUUGCUGAUGCAGCUUAGACCAGAAUGGGAGAUCCGUCAUGGGAGUCUUUUGGGCAUUAAAUAUUUAAUUGCCGUGCGACAGGAGAUGCUCCAUGAAUUGCUUGAAUAUGUUCUCCCUGCAUGUAAAACUGGGCUUGAAGAUCCUGAUGACGAUGUAAGAGCAGUGGCUGCUGAGGCAUUAAUACCAACUGCAGCCGCAAUUGUUUCUCUGAAGGGUCCUGUCUUGCACUCUAUUGUUAUGCUACUUUGGGACAUUUUGCUUGACCUGGAUGAUCUUAGUCCAUCUACCAGCAGUGUAAUGAAUCUGUUGGCAGAGAUUUAUUCUCAGGAGGAGAUGAUUCCAAAGACAUUUGGCACCUUGGGAGAGAAAUUGGAAUUGGAUCUUAAUGAAAUUGGUCAAAUAGAUGAUCUUGGAGAAGGAAUAAGUUCUCUUGAAAAUCCAUAUAUGUUAUCAACCCUUGCACCAAGGCUGUGGCCGUUUAUGAGACAUAGUAUCAGUUCAGUUCGUUUAUCUGCUAUUUGCACAUUGGAACGUUUGCUUGAAGCUGGUCAUAAGAAAAGUGUCGCUGACGUGUCUAGCUCAUUAUGGCCAUCUUUUAUCGUUGGCGAUACCCUCAGGAUUGUUUUCCAGAACUUGCUGCUUGAGUCAAAUGAGGAAAUUCUGCAGUGCUCGGAGAGGGUUUGGAAAAUCUUGCUCCUGUGCCAAGUAGAGGACUUGGAUAGUGCUGCAAAAUUGUACUUUUCUUCUUGGAUGGAGCUUGCAACUACUCCAUAUGGCUCACCGCUGGAUGCUGCAAAAAUGUUUUGGCCUGCUGCCUUGCCUCGUAAAAGCCACUUCAAAGCUGCAGCUAAAAUGAGAGCUGUCAAUCUUGAAAAUGAUUAUUACAAAGGCAAACUUUUAGAAUCCACGGAAGGUGCCUCAACAGAGAAAAAUGGAGAUUCUUCUACCAACCCUGGUAAGAUAGUUGUUGGUGCUGAUGUGGAUAUUUCAGUAACUUGUACAAGAGUAGUUACUGCAACAGCUUUGGGCAUUAUGGCUUCUAAGUUAAAUGGGGCAUCCUUACAAUGUGUGGUUGAUUCGUUAUGGAAGGGACUCACUUCUCUAUCUGGAGUCCAUCGUCAGGUGGCUUCUAUGGUUCUUAUAUCUUGGUUCAAAGAAUUAAAAGAUCAUUCGAAGUCCGAUGAAGUUAUUGCUAGUAUUUCAAGUAACUUCAGGAACUGCUUACUAGAUUUGUUAGCUUGCACUAAUCCUGCAUUUCCUACAAAAAAUUCACUUCUACCUUAUGCUGAACUUUCAAGAACGUAUGCUAAAAUGCGGAAUGAGGCCAGCCAGUUGUAUAAUGCGACAGAGGCAUCUGGCAUCUGUAACGAUAUUUUGUCAUCUUUCCAAGUUGAUUUUGAGAAUUUGACUGCAGAUGAUGCAAUUAAUUUUUCCUCGCAACUUUUGUUUAUAAGUACUGAGGCAUCUGGGCCCGAAUCUAAUGAAAGGAAUAUAUGCGAAGAGUUGGAGUCCUUGAAACAAAUUUUUUUGACAACUGCUGGAUAUCUGAAAUGUGUUCAGAAUAAUUUGCAUAUUACGGUCUCGGCUUUAUUGGCUGCUGCAAUUGUUUGGAUGUCAGAGCUUCCCUCAAAACUUAAUCCAAUUAUUUUACCUUUGAUGGCUUCUGUCAAAAGAGAACAGGAUGAAAUACUGCAAAAUAAGGCAGCUGAAGGUCUGGCAGAGCUUAUAUAUCACUGCAUUGAACGCAAACCUAGUCCAAAUGACAAGCUAAUUAAGAACCUUUGUACUUUGACAUGUAUGGAUCCUCGUGAAACUCCUCAAGCUGGAAUCUUAAGUUCUGUUGAGGUAAUUGAAGACCAAGAUCUUCUGUCCUUUGGUAGUAGUAGCAGUAGACAAAAGUCAAAGGUUAAUAUGCUUUCCCCUGGUGAAGACCGAUCAAGGGUUGAGGGCUUCAUUAGCAGACGUGGGUCUGAACUUGCUUUGAAACAUUUAUGUGUGAAGUUCGGUGGUUCAUUGUUUGAGAAACUUCCAAAGAUAUGGCAUUGUCUUGUGGAAUUCCUUAAGCCUUGUUCUAUUGAAGGUCUGAUGGCAGAAGAUGAAAAACUGAUAGAUCAAUCUAUUGAGUCCAUCAAAGAUCCUCAGAUUUUAAUAAACAAUAUUCAGGUAGUUCGUUCUAUUGCUCCUUUAUUGGAUGAGACACUGAGGCCAAAACUUCUCACUCUUCUACCAUGCAUUUUCAGAUGUGUCCGCCAUUCUCAUAUUGCUGUAAGGUUAUCUGCAUCUAGAUGUAUCACAGCAAUCGCCAAACCAAUGACUCUGGAUGUCAUGGGUGCGGUCAUUGAGAAUGCUGUUCCAAUGCUAGGAGAUAUGACAUCUGUACAUGGUAGACAAGGAGCUGGUAUGCUUGUUAGUUUGCUUGUGCAGGGAUUGGGAUUGGAACUUGUCCCUUAUGCUCCUUUGUUAGUUGUUCCUCUUCUGAAGUGCAUGGGUGAUUGUGAUCCUUCUGUCAGACAGAGUGUAACACAUAGUUUUGCGGCCCUCGUACCUCUUCUCCCGCUAGCACGUGGCGUUUCUCUGCCUGUUGGCUUGAGUGAACGUUUUUCUAGAAAUAAAGAAGAUGCUCAAUUUUUGGAGCAACUAGUUGACAACUCCCACAUCGAUGAUUACAAACUCUCCUUUGAAUUAAAAGUGACAUUGAGAAGGUAUCAACAGGAAGGCAUAAAUUGGCUAGCAUUCUUAAAGCGAUUUAACCUUCAUGGCAUCUUAUGUGAUGAUAUGGGUCUAGGUAAAACCCUUCAAUCAUCAGCAAUCAUGGCAUCUGAUAUAGCAGAGCGCAUUGCUGCAAGUAAUGCUAAUGAUCUACCACCAUCAUUAAUAGUGUGCCCAUCAACGCUUGUUGGGCACUGGGUGUAUGAGAUAGAGAAGUUUAUUGAUUCUUCUCUUUUGACAACACUUCAAUACAUCGGUUCUGCUCAAGAGCGCUUGUCUCUUCAGCCACAAUUUGACAAGCACAAUGUUAUUGUAGCAUCGUACGAUGUAGUCCGUAAAGAUAUUGAUUAUCUCAGCCAGCUUUUCUGGAACUACUGCAUUUUGGACGAGGGACAUAUUAUAAAGAACUCAAAGUCCAAAGUCACAGGUGCAGUGAAACAAUUGAAGGCUCAGCACCGUCUGAUACUGAGUGGGACACCAAUCCAGAAUAACGUGUUGGAUCUUUGGUCUCUUUUUGACUUUCUCAUGCCAGGAUUUCUUGGAACAGAAAGACAAUUUCAAGCCACUUAUGGAAAACCACUGCUAGCUGCCAGGGAUCCUAAAUGUUCAGCUAAGGAUGCUGAAGCUGGUGCACUUGCCAUGGAAGCUCUGCACAAGCAGGUUAUGCCUUUUCUCUUACGCCGAACAAAAGAUGAAGUAUUGUCUGAUUUACCGGAGAAGAUCAUUCAGGACAGAUAUUGUGACCUGAGUCCUGUACAGUUAAAAUUGUACGAACAAUUUUCUGGUUCACAUGUUAGACAUGAAAUCUCAAGUAUGGUUAAGGUAAAUGAAGAUAAAGGAGAGGGACCUAGAGCAUCUUCUCAUGUUUUCCAGGCCCUUCAAUACUUGUUAAAACUUUGUAGUCAUCCAUUGCUUGUCCUCGGUGAAACGAUCCCGGAGUCACUCUUAUCUCAUCUGUCAGAACUAUUUCCUUCUAGUUCCUGCACAGCUUCAGAACUCCAUAAACUGCACCAUUCACCCAAACUUGUCGCCCUUCAGGAGAUACUAGAAGAAUGUGGAAUAGGUGUCGAGGCAUCAGGUUCUGAAGGCACCAUUAGUGUUGUGCAGCAUCGAGUUCUCAUAUUUGCACAACAUAAGGCCCUUUUGGACAUUAUUGAAAGAGAUUUGUUUCACACCCAUAUGAAAAGCGUCACAUAUUUGCGGUUGGAUGGAUCAGUUCAACCAGAGAAGCGCUUUGAAAUUGUGAAGGCCUUCAACUCAGACCCCACAAUUGAUGUUCUGCUGCUCACAACUCAUGUUGGUGGGCUUGGUUUGAACUUGACUUCAGCUGAUACCCUGGUUUUUAUGGAGCAUGACUGGAAUCCCAUGCGAGAUCACCAGGCAAUGGACAGAGCGCACAGGUUAGGUCAGCGGAAAGUCGUCAAUGUUCACCGUCUCAUCAUGAGAGGCACCUUGGAAGAAAAAGUGAUGAGCCUCCAAAAGUUCAAAGUGUCGAUUGCUAAUGCUGUCAUCAAUGCAGAUAAUGCAAGUAUGAAUACAAUGAAUACAGACCAGUUACUAGAUCUAUUUACAUCUGCUGAAGGCAAAAAGGGAAGAAGAAAAUCAAUACAGUCAGAUGAAAGCUUUGAUGGGGAUAAAAAAUUACCUGGCGGUGGCAAGGGACUCAAGGCCAUACUUGGUGGACUAGAGGAGCUUUGGGAUCAAUCACAGUACACUGAAGAAUAUAAUCUAAACCAGUUUUUAGCUAAGUUAAAUGGCUGA
Molecule: messenger RNA, 6135 nt
Organism: Fraxinus pennsylvanica
Lineage: Eukaryota; Viridiplantae; Streptophyta; Magnoliopsida; Lamiales; Oleaceae
Source: the annotation of a GenBank genome assembly